Salvia hispanica is the source of this 1407-nucleotide messenger RNA. The record is from RefSeq and is a predicted model, not a curated record. Lineage: Eukaryota; Viridiplantae; Streptophyta; Magnoliopsida; Lamiales; Lamiaceae.
AUGGCAAGUGCACUCCCUGAGUCGAUCGCCAUCGCGAUCAACAUUGAUAAAGGAGAGUGUUAUGUAUGCCGCAAUGAGAUCAGAGGGUUGGUCCGGGGCGGAAGCGAGGGCCUGUUGAGCCCGCUCGUGAAGAUCCAAGUGGAGCCGGCAGAAGUAGACGACGAUCACGUGCACCUCCGAUUCACCCACAGCAACAGAUAUUGGCAGAAAAGGGAGGGCAAUAGCGACAUCGUGGCCGUCUCAACUAGGCCGGAUGAGGACAAGGAGAAUCUGACGUGCACGCUCUUCAAGCCGAGGGUGGAAUCCGAUGUGCUCUACUUGACCCACGCCCAAACCGGCCGGCCCGUGGUGUUUGACCAGUCCAGGGGAUUUCUCAGCCUCGACCGAAACGGUACCGGCUCGCCUAUGAGGUUCGUGGAUGCGGACACAUUGGUUAAACUGCCCAAGCACGUCGCUUUCAAGGCGGUCUACAACGGUUUCUUCCUCAAAGCCGAAUACUAUCGAGACUACACACUCUUCUCCAACCCCGUAGACUACAGAUACUUCCGCUUCAAUUCCUCCGAUCGGGACGAAGUUGCUUCCCGCUACGAGGUCAUUCCGAUGGAGGACGGGCAUGUGAUGAUAAAGUCCGAGUACUAUGGUAUGUUCUGGGUGCAAACCAAAAGUUGGAUUGCAGGGGGUAGUAACGACGUCGCUACGCCCAGCAACAAAUACGCUCUCUUCCGGCCCGUGAAGAUAAGUGACAAUGCUAUCGCGCUGAGAAGCGCGGCCAACGACAUGUUCUGCAAGGGCCUCACGCUCGACAACAAGUACGACUGCCUUAACGCGAACGACCCCAACAUGUCCAAAUACGCGCAACUGGAAGUGCACGAGCUGGUGAAGAAGAGAAUCAUCAGCAACGUGAUGUAUCGUAUGGACGACACCAGGAUAUACGACGAGAAGCCUUUAAUGGUGGGCCAGGUUUCGCUCGAAAACCCCUCGGAUCAGGAGGAGACCAUGACUGCGGAAGUCGAAUACAAAGAUGAGAAAUCCUACUCUUUUAGUCAUGGCUUGUCGAUCACCACAGGAGUCAUAUACAGCAUGGAUCUUACUAACCUGCUAUUCAUUAGUGGAAAAGGAAAGGUUAGAUUUCUUUAUGAUUUAUGUAGGUAUGUGAAUUGGGGUCACACCAAAAUGGAAGCAACAACUCUUACGGCAUCGGACACAGUUACUGUGCCGCCCAAGAGUAAGGUUAUAGUGAAUUGUGUCGCCACAGAGGGCACCUGCAAUGUCCCAUUUUCUUACACUCAGGAUGAUUUUAGCUCCAUCGACAACAAUUUUUCCCGUUCUGACCAUGUUGAUGGUGUCUACGAGGGAGUCAGUUAUUUCAACAUCAAGUUUGAAGUCGCAGAGACUCACGGUGUCUGA